AUGGCAUCUCCAUUCUUCUUUGUCAAUAAGAAAUCAGGAGAUCUACGACCCUGUCAGGACUAUAGGAAACUCAAUGACGCCACUAUCAAAAAUGCCUAUCCUAUUCCACGAGUAGAAGAUCUAUUAGACCGAGUUGCCUCUGCCAAGCCAACUAUGUUCACCAAGCUUGAUCUACGUGCAGGAUACAAUAAUAUACGCAUCAAAGAAGGUGAUGAAUGGAAGGGGGCAUUUAUCACCCCACAAGGACUAUUCGAACCUACAGUAAUGUUCUUCAGAAUGACAAAUUCCCCGGCAACUUUCCAAGCAAUGAUGGAUGGUAUCUUUGCAGACCUAUUACUGGAAGGCUGGUUGGUGAUCUAUAUCAAUGAUAUUCUCAUAUAUUCCACCAAUCAUGCAGAACACCAAUAA
Fibroporia radiculosa is the source of this 408-nucleotide messenger RNA. RefSeq lists its product as uncharacterized. The record is from RefSeq and is a predicted model, not a curated record. Lineage: Eukaryota; Fungi; Basidiomycota; Agaricomycetes; Polyporales; Fibroporiaceae. The coding region runs from base 1 to 408 and encodes 135 amino acids. The transcript has a single exon.